Miscanthus lutarioriparius is the source of this 1557-nucleotide messenger RNA. The record is from the annotation of a GenBank genome assembly. NCBI's taxonomy places the organism in Eukaryota, Viridiplantae, Streptophyta, Magnoliopsida, Poales, Poaceae.
AUGACGAGCCAAGUGCCAGCGUCUAUCCUUGCCCGGGGAGACGCGGAGGAUGACGGCGGCCGCACACAGGCGGCGCACUUCGUGUUCGUCCCGCUGAGAGAGCAGGGUCACCUCAUCCCGGCCGUCGACACCGCCCUGCUGCUCGCCACCCACGGCGCGCUCUGCACCAUCGUGGCGCCGCCGUCCACGGCUGUGCUGGUGCGACGGACCGUCGAGUCCACCCAGCGGACCGGGCUGCCGGUCCGGCUCGUCGAGUUCCCGCUCGACUACGCCGAGUCCGGCCUGCCGGAAGGGGCAGACGACGGGGACAGAGUUCCACAUAGAUACAUGUGGAACUACUACCGCGCCAUGGCGCUCCUCCGCGUGCCGAUCGAGAGCUACCUCCGCGCUCACGCGCCGUACCCGACGUGCAUCGUGUCGGACUUCGUCCACCCAUGGACCACGGAGCUCGCCGCCAACCUCGGCGUCCCGCGGCUGAGCUUCUUCAGCAUGUGCGCCUUCGGCCUCCUGUGCCAGCACAACCUCGAGAGGUUCCACGCGUACGACGGCGUCAAGGACUCCAACGAGCCGGUCGUCGUGCCGGGGCUGGAGAGAAGGUUCGUGGUGACGAGGGCGCAGGCCCCGGGCUUCUUCCGGGGGAUCCCAAUCCCGUGGUGGGAGGAGUUCGCGGACUACGUCGAGCGCGCGCGGGCCGAGGCCGACGGAGUCAUCGUGAACACCUUCCUGGAGCUAGAGCCAGAGUACGUCGCCGGCUACGCGGCGGCCCGGGAGAUGAAGGUCUGGACCGUUGGGCCGGUCUCAACGUACCACCACAGCCGCACGACACUGGCGUCAACGCUGGCGUCGAGAGGGUUGAGGGCCUCCGCCGUCGACCCCGACGAGUGCCUCCGGUGGCUCGACGGCAAGGAGCCCAGGUCCGUCGUGUACGUCUCCUUCGGGAGCAUCGCGCAGGCGGAUCCGAAGCAGGUCGUGGAGCUGGGCCUCGGGCUGGAAGCGUCGGGGCACCCGUUCGUCUGGGCGGUGAAGGACACGGCCGACGAGUACGACGAGACGGUGCGCGAGUUCCUGCGCGAGCUAGAGGCGCGCGUCGGGGCGGGGCGCUGCCUGCUCAUCAGAGGGUGGGCGCCGCAGCUGCUGAUCCUGUCCCACGACGCGGUGGGCGCGUUCGUGACGCACUGCGGGUGGAACUCCACGCUGGAGGCCAUCGCCGCGGGGCUGCCGAUGGUGACGUGGCCGCACUUCAUCUCCGACCAGUUCCUGAACGAGAAGAUGGUCGUGGAGGUGCUGGGCACCGGCGUCAGCGUCGGGGUGAAGGAGCCGCUGACGUUCCAGGCCGUGAAGAAGGAGAUCCUGGUGGGGCGGGACGUGGUGGAGGAGUCCGUGCGCAGCGUGAUGGGCGACGGCGAGGAGGCCGAGGAGAGGAGGCGGCGGGCGCGCGCGCUGGCGGCCAAGGCGGCGUCGGCCGCGCUGGUGGGCGGGUCGUCGCACGCCAACCUGCAGGAUCUCGUCAAUCGUUUCGCACCGGGGCCGGGCACAGUACGUGGCGCCGCCGCGUGA